AUGCUGUCUCGUGCAAAAGGGCUAUUUGGUGCCGUUCGUCCUAAAAAUCAGCAUUCACUAGAAAACUUAAAAUAUUUAUGUAAUUUAUUACAACGAAAUCAAACAGUAUCUGAUAGUAAUCGAGAUUUAUUGAUUGAAACAUUACGAUGUAUAUCGGAAAUAUUAAUAUGGGGUGAUCAAAAUGAUAGUUCUGUAUUUGACUUUUUUUUGGAAAAAGGCAUGCUCAAUUAUUUUUUGAGUUAUAUGCGUCAAAAAUAUGGUCGAUAUAUUUGUGUUCAAUUAUUACAAACAUUAAAUAUAUUAUUUGAAAAUAUUCGAAAUGAAACAUCUUUAUAUUAUUUAUUAUCAAACAAUCAUAUUAACAAUAUAAUCAUGCAUAGAUUUGAUUUUUCUGAUGAAGAAAUAACAGCCUAUUACAUAUCCUUUCUUAAAACAUUAUCAUUAAAACUUAAUUCAUCUUCAAUCAAUUUCUUUUACAAUGAACGUAACAACGAUUUUCCACUCUAUGUUGAGGCAAUUAAAUUUUUUGAUCAUCCAGAAACGAUGAUUCGCAUUGCUGUUCGUACAUUAACACUCAACGUAUACAAAGUCUCUGAUCCUGCAAUGCAUCGUUAUAUAUUAGAUCGUACAGCGACACAAUAUUUUUCAAAUUUUGUCUGGUUUAUGAGAAAUCAUAUACUCGAUUUUGAUAAUUUAAUAAGAAAUAAUCGCGAUAUUAACAAUCGUGGUAAUUUAACAUUUGCACUUGAAGAAUAUCUUGAUCAUUUACAUUAUUUACAAGACAUAUUCUUAUUAAAAGUUGAUAAUUUAAAUGUUGUUUUGAAAGAUCAACUAAUGAAUCGUUUACUUGUACCUAUAUAUGUUUUUUCACUGAUUAAACGAGAUAAAUUUCAUAGAGUAAAAGAUCCUCGAGUUAUGGUUGAUCAAGCAUCAUCAUUAUUUUUACUUGCAGAAAUAUUUCUUGUUAUUCAUUAUAUGCCGAUUGUUGAGCAAUUAGCUGAUAUAAUUUUAUCAGCUGAUAUUGAAACAGUCGAAGCUGUACAAAGACGAUUCGGCGAACAGGUACUAUUUACGACACCUCCUGCACCACUUGGUGUCUGUUUGGCAAACUCAGAUUCUAGAGAAAAAUUAAAUCAAAAAUCUCAAGCAGGUGACGUUUCAUUGAACGUUGUGGAUAUCAAUGAUGAUGAUGCUGUACGACGUUAUGAAGGUGGAAAAAAUAUAAGUGCAAAUCUUUCUCCACCAUUAUCAUCUUCAUCAAGAUCGUCAUCAAUAAGUCGUGAUCGUUCACCUCAAAAAUUGGAUACAUCUCUUACACCAUCAUCAGUCUCGUCAGUAACAUCGAAAACAGAGUCAUUAUUCGUAUCUAAUUGGACAGAUGAUGAAAAAUGCAAACGACAAUUUACACAUACAUCAUUUAAUGAUUUACAGCUGGCACAACGGCCAUAUUUUGAAGCAUUAAUUAGUGCACUGGAUUGCUUUGAAAACGAUCAAAAAUGUUUUUAUUCUCUUAGUUUAAUAUUUACCAUGUGUAACAAUCCAUCUGUGGAUAGUGUUAUUUUAGAAUCUGUUGGAUUAACAGUAAAAUCAAAGGAAAAGCAAUUUUAUAAUACUAUUCUGGUAGAUCAAUUAUGUGAAAUUCUUAAAUUAUCCACAUUACCAGAUUCGAAUAUUCGUCUUGUGACAUUAGAUUUAACUAUUACGAUAUUGAAAAGCCUUGUUUAUGAUGAACAAAAAUGUGUAUCAUCAUUAUCUGAUCAUCAUUUUGCUUGUGUUGAACAUGCUCGAGAGCAAGCAACAGAAGAUUUAAGACGACAUUAUAAAGAUCAAGAAAUGUUCUUGGAUUUAUUUGAAGAUGAAUAUCGUCAAAUACACAUUAAUCCUGUUCGAUUAGAAUAUUUAUUGAAAGAUGCCUGUAUGUUAUUACCACCCACUACAACACCUUUGAGUGGAAUUGAGUUUAUAAAACGUUUGCCAUCUGGUGAUAUUGAACGAGCAAGAAGAUCGAUUCGUGUAUUUUUCUUGUUACGUGCGUUAUCAUUAAAAUUAAAUUCAACAGUUGAAACACUCUUACCGUUGGUACGGCAAGAAACUUUAGUUAACGAAAAUGAUGCUCUUGAUUUAAAUAAUAGUGAUUUAAUUUGUUGUACCGUUCAUAUGAAAGAAAAAAAAGAUCGUCGAUUUCUUGUAACAAAUCCAAUGCAAUUUAUUUUGAUUGAACCUGAUGUUAAACGUUUAGGUUGGGGUAUUGUUAAAUUUUGUGAUCUUAUGCAGGAUGUAGAAGUGGCCGGUGAUAAAGAAGAUAGUCGAUCAUUACAUAUUACAAUUCAUAAACCGGCAAAUAAUGUUUAUGUUAAAUCAAAUCCACCUGCGUUAAGUGCAAAAUUUACAUUUGAUGAUCAUAUACGAUGUAUGACAGCAAAACAAAAUUUAAAAAAAGGACGUGCUCGAAAACUUGAUCAAAUUCAAACACCAAUAAUUAAUAGUCGAGUGGGAGAAUUUAGAACAGUCGUAUUUGUUAAACCAAUAACAAAAUAA
Didymodactylos carnosus is the source of this 2538-nucleotide messenger RNA. The record is from the annotation of a GenBank genome assembly. Lineage: Eukaryota; Metazoa; Rotifera; Eurotatoria; Philodinida; Philodinidae.